AUGGAGUCAUCACCUCUCACGCGGCAGCCUCAGCCUGAGGUCCUGACACCGAAGAUUGUCGGUCUCUACGAGUCUCUCUUCAAGGAUGACGACGACGAUGUGGACAAGUCAGAGGGAUUCUGGAAAGAGUUCUUUCUGCUCAAGCCAGAUCGACAUGCGUUCCGGGCAACGCUGAACGAGGUCUCGCCCUCGGACAUGCUCCAGCUCGAGGGGAGGACGAGGGAGCUGUUUGCGCGCGCUGUCGCGACAUUAAAGGGUGGACAUGCCGGCGCGACCUCCAAUGCACUAGAUACCCUCAGCGUAUUCCUCUCGAGCGUGCUCUCGAAGAAAUACCCCCAACCUAGCUCCGAUGCCAUUGCAGUCCUCGCCGGCCUCGACUACAUCGAUACGAUAUUCACGGACUUCGUGGGAACGCUGGAUGGAAUCAUCAGAAAUGGGAAGCACCUGGACGUGCGGCACAAGGCCGUCGAGGUCCUCCUGGCGACGACGGCGGGCGCGUACCAGACGACCCUCCUCACAUACAUGAUACACAGGGACCUGUUCCCGUCCAUCAUGAAGUUCGUCCACGAUUCCGAGAAGCCAGGUCCCGUGCUCGAGCCCUUUACACUCAUCGGGCUGCUCGCCAACUACAACAAGUUCGAAUUCCAGAAUCCGUACCAGCUCCGCCUGAACGACUUUGUCAACGAGGCGACAAUACAGAAGAUCAUACGAUGCGUCGGAUACACGUGCCAGGCCGUCAGGGCAGACUACGUCGAGAUCCAGGAUGACAUUCCCGAGGGCUGGACAUUGAGCAGAACGCUGAGCUUGAUAGGCCUCGGGUUCAUUGCGCCAGGACCGAAGCCGGAGAAGAAGCCCAUUUACGAUGCCGAGACGGCCAAGCACAUGUUCACGCAGCUGCCCGGCCCCAACGCUGCGCUUCUCCUCUCGGCCUAUGACUUUGCCCACGCCAACAAGCUCUUCUGCUUCAACCUCGUCACGCUUACGAGCGAAAAGGGCGAGGAGCAACCAAUCUCCAGCUACCUCUCCCUGACAUCCUACUUUCUACAGCACGCCCACCUCUCGGCACGGGCAACGUCGUACGCCCACCUCAACCUAAUGGUGUUCCGCCUCCUGGUCGAGGAUCCCGUCAUCUGCAAGAAGCUCUGCAGCGACGAGCUGAGUACACCUGUACGUCUGUGUCGGCACCGUCAGCCGUUUCUACCCUUGGUCAAGGGCGACCGGAACAUUGCUGCGGCGUUGCUGGAUGCCAUGGUGGACGGCGUCAACCACAAUCUCCGCAAACGCCUGGACGUGAACCUGUACACCCUCUGCGUCGGCAUCAUGCUUCGCAUCAUAUCGUACCUGUCCCGCUCGCGCACGAGGCUAAAGUACCACUGGUCCGAGCUCUUCCGCUCCCUGCUGUCCCUGAUUCGCUUCCUGACCCAGUACACGGCCGACCUGAAGGACCUCACGCACAUUGAGACCCUCCUCGACCACGUCGUCAACCUGGUAGCCCUCUCGCUGUCCGCGGGCGAGGCUUUCCUGCCCACGCCCGCCGCCUACGACGAUCUCUUCUACAAGGUCGUUGAGUCCGGCGACGUCCUCGCCAAGUUCAAGGAAAACUACCGCCUGGCCAAUCGGGGAAGCAACUCCAUUGACACGCUCAUCAACGUCAGCGCGCACUACAAGCAGAUGCUCGUCGAUAACGCCGGCCACAAGAAGAGGCCCAGCAACUUGACGACAGUCCAAGUCGCCGACGUCAUCAAGCAGGGCUACGAGACGCUGAGCAUCCAGGCCAAGGAGGGCCUGGACACGUGGGAUCGAUACCGCGAGGCAGACGAACGGACAGUGUUGAAGAAGAUGGCGCGCGCCGCCGUAGGCGACGCGCGCACCAUGGUCGAGCGAUAA
Molecule: messenger RNA, 1887 nt
Organism: Emericellopsis cladophorae
Lineage: Eukaryota; Fungi; Ascomycota; Sordariomycetes; Hypocreales; Bionectriaceae
Product: Membrane protein
Exons: 4
Coding region: 1-1887 (628 amino acids)
Biological process (GO): regulation of Golgi organization
Cellular component (GO): cytosol
Source: RefSeq, a predicted model, not a curated record